AUUUCUAUCACGAACCAAGAUGUCAGCGCCCAUGUUCAAUUUCAACGUUGGGGUUUUAGGACAUGUUGACAGUGGCAAAACAAGUUUAUCUAAGGUUUUGAGUACCACAGCGAGUACAGCAUGCUUUGACAAAAAUCCCCAAAGCAAAGAAAGAGGGAUUACCCUUGAUCUUGGAUUUUCAUCUUUCACAGUAGAUAUGCCUGAUCAGCUUUGCUCCGAAUAUCCAGAUUUGACCUCAUCUAAACUUCAGUAUACACUGGUUGAUUGUCCAGGUCAUGCAUCAUUAAUAAAGACAAUCAUUGGAGGAGCACAGAUAAUAGACUUGAUGAUUUUAGUGAUUGACAUUGUGAAAGGAAUGCAGACACAGACUGCUGAAUGCCUUGUAAUAGGGGAGAUAACUUGUCGAAAGAUGAUAGUUGUUCUAAAUAAAGUGGAUCUAUUGCCACCUGAUAAAAAGGAAGCAAUGAUUGAGAAGAUGAAGAAAAGAAUGCAGAAAACCAUGGAAUCAACAAAAUUUGCUGGUUGUCCAAUAAUACCAGUAGCAGCAAAACCUGGUGGCCCUGAGGGUGGGGAAUCAGAUGCUAUUGGACUGACAGAUUUAAUAGAAACAUUGAAAACCCAUACAUACAGACCCAAAAGGAACCCAGAAGGACCAUUUAUUUUUUCUGUAGACCACUGUUUCUCCAUCAGAGGUCAGGGGACUGUCAUGACAGGAACUGCUUUAAGUGGAAAAGCUGUCAUAAAUGAUACUGUAGAGAUCCCAUCAAUGAAUGUUAACAAGAAGAUCAAAUCUAUCCAGAUGUUUAAACAACCAACAGAUAAAAUAGUUCAGGGUGACAGAGCUGGAGUAUGUGUGACACAGUUUGACCCUAAACAACUGGAGCGAGGUCUGGUCUGUACUCCAGGUUCUCUACCCACAUUUGUAGCUGGUAUCAUGACUGUAUCCAACAUUCCUUACUACAAAGGAGCUAUUAAUUCCAAAGCUAAGUUCCAUAUCACAACUGGACAUGAAACAGUCAUGGCAAAAGUAACUUUUUUUGGAUUGUAUGAGGACCCUAAUUCUAAAGAAGCAGAUUCAACAACUGCUCUAGAUUAUACAAGGGAAUAUGUAUACCAGGAUAAUUUUAUAACAAAUACAGCAAAACAAGAUCAGGCAAAGGCUCAACAAAGGUUACCUAUAAAACAAUAUGCUCUUAUAGAGUAUGAAAAACCAGUCACAUGUCCACAUAACUCUCUUGUGAUUGGUUCAAAGUUAGAUACUGACAUUCAUGCAAAUAUGUGUCGAAUAGCUUUCCAUGGUCAGCUUUUAGAAUGUUUUACUGACUCGAAAUAUUUAGUAAACAAUCUACCAAAAUUGAAAGUUUAUAAGACUAAAGUACGUGAAGGUUUAGUGGAACGAUGUCAAGAUGAGUAUACAUUGAUUGGUAAAAAUUUGUUCAAAAAGGAAACAAACAUUCAAUCUUUUGUUGGAUUGAAGGUGACAUUGUCGUCUGGUGAGAAAGGGGUUAUCGAGGGAGGAUUUGGACAAAGUGGAAAGUUUAAAAUCAGAAUUCCAGAUGGAGUUUCAAAAGAAAUUCAGCAAAAGUAUUCUGGAACAAAGAAGAAAAAUAAAAACAAAGAAUCAGAAGCCAAUCAGGAUGAACAGCAGACAGACCAUGAACCAAUCAAAAUCUUUCUAACAUUCAAAAGAUAUGUGUUUGAUCCAGAGAAAAAAAUGAAACAAAGCUGAUACUUAUGUUGAUAUAUAAUUGUGAGGGUGCAAUAUUUAUUAUGGAGUAAAAUUAUAUAUAAAUCUGAA
Mytilus trossulus (common blue mussel) is the source of this 1798-nucleotide messenger RNA. RefSeq names its product selenocysteine-specific elongation factor-like. Bases 20 to 1729 code for a protein of 569 amino acids. Gene Ontology annotation, biological process: selenocysteine incorporation. Lineage: Eukaryota; Metazoa; Mollusca; Bivalvia; Mytilida; Mytilidae. The transcript is spliced from 7 exons. Gene Ontology annotation, molecular function: GTP binding; GTPase activity; translation elongation factor activity. The record is from RefSeq and is a predicted model, not a curated record.